CUCUUCCCUAUCGAGAACCCUGAACUUGUGGGUUUGGCUUGUGUGGAUGGAUGUUAUUCAGUCGCGAGCGUCAGAGACGGUUGAGCUCCACAGCCCACCUCACCUGAACAUCAACCUUUCCUUCAGGAAAAAAUAUUGAUUGAAAAAAGGAAAGAGAAGAACAUGUACUUGUUUAUUGUAUGUCAGUUUAUAAAUGUAGCUACAUAACAUUUCUAAAGAUUUCAGUUGAACUGAUGUAUCCUGAUGCGCACGACGUAUCAUUGGAGACGGCAAGGUGAAAACGCUGCCUGGGAAUCGGUCAUCAAACCUAAGGGCAGCAUGGUCUUUCUCUAAAAUCUGACAUGGCCAUGUGUUAAAUGGAUUCCCUCAGUUUAAUCAAUGGCUCCUCUGGGAGCAAAGAGCUGGCCAUCGGGGAGGAUUCAUCUGACGUGACUCUGAAUCAUCCGCUGUUAGAGCUGGGAGACAGCACCAAGCUUCUUGGGGUGCAGGUGAUCCUGAUCUUGGCAUACUCUACCAUCAUCCUUUUGGGUGUUGUGGGGAACUCCCUGGUGAUAUAUGUGGUUUACAAAUUUAAGACACUCCGUACCGUCACCAACUUCUUCAUUGCAAACCUAGCAGUAGCUGAUCUGCUCGUCAACACGUUGUGUCUCCCGUUCACGCUGGCUUACACUCUUCUCAAGGAAUGGAAGUUUGGACAAGUGCUUUGUUUCACUCUGCCAUACGCUCAAGGUCUCGCCGUCCACGUCUCUACUAUUACAUUAAACGUAAUUGCAUUGGAUCGACACAGAUGCAUCGUUUAUCACCUAGACACUCGAAUGACAAAGGACACCUGCUUUCUGGUCAUUGCCAUCACCUGGGUGGUAAGUGCCGUUCUGGCAAGCCCACUGGCCAUAUUCAGGGAGUAUGGCAUUGUAGAUCUUUCUCCAGAUAACUCCAUUGAGGUUUGUGGAGAGAAGUGGCCUGACAGUAGUACAGACAGCACUCUAUACUCAAUCUCCACGCUGCUGCUGCAAUAUGUGUUGCCUCUGGCAAUCAUCUCUUUUGCCUACAUCCGUAUCUGGAGUAAACUCCGCAAUCACGUCAGUCCAGUUGGUCGCAAUGACAGGCAUCAGCGCCGCCGCAAUACCACCAAGAUGUUGGUUAACAUGGUCGUGGUGUUUGCGGUCAGCUGGUUGCCUUUCCACGCCUUCCAGCUCGCCAUUGACAUUGACCACAGCGUGUUAGACAUGAAGGACUUCAGGCUUCUUUACACUGUUUUCCACAUUGUGGCCAUGUGCUCAACGUUUGCCAAUCCACUGCUGUAUGGUUGGAUGAACCGGAACUACCGCAGCGCCUUUGUUGCAGUCUUCAGUUGCAAGGAACGGCUUGAUUCAUUGCACACCGAAGGCCAGGCUGCCACAGCGGUUCGCAGCAAACCCAAAAAGGCUUUAGAAGCCCAAGAUAUAGUGACGACACAUCUCAAUGCAACAGAUGUCUGAGGUGAUCUACUGUAUCUAUAUAUCUGUCUGUCUGUCUGUCUAUCUGUCAAAAUCUAAAUGGCCCUUCUCUGGGUUUUUAUGAUUUAGGUGAGGAUACUGAAAGGAUUCCUAAUGCCAGUUAGAAACUAUGAAGGAUUAAUCAUAGCAGGAACUUCAUAGUAAUUUGUGUGGUAUCCAAAUUUAAGACACUUCUUACCAUCACAGAUUUGCUUGUCAGAUCUCUUGUCAGAUCUCAGAUCUGCUUGUCAACAGGAUGUCUCCCA
Messenger RNA from Carassius carassius (crucian carp), 1741 nucleotides. RefSeq names its product neuropeptide Y receptor Y2, like (gene npy2rl). Gene Ontology annotation, biological process: G protein-coupled receptor signaling pathway. Gene Ontology annotation, molecular function: neuropeptide Y receptor activity. The record is from RefSeq and is a predicted model, not a curated record. Gene Ontology annotation, cellular component: membrane. The coding region runs from base 357 to 1478 and encodes 373 amino acids. NCBI's taxonomy places the organism in Eukaryota, Metazoa, Chordata, Actinopteri, Cypriniformes, Cyprinidae. The transcript is spliced from 4 exons.